AUGAAGAGCCGGGUGCUACUAUUACUGCUCCUCGGGGCAGCCGGCAUCAUCCACCGGGCACAGGCCUGCGGGGAGGAGACUUGCCCUCCGGCCCCCGAUGGCUUCCUGAAUGUACAUCUCGUUCCACACACUCACAACGACGUGGGCUGGCUGAAAACGGUGGACCAGUAUUAUUACGGAGCCCGGAAUGAUAUCCAGCACGCUGGGGUCCAGUACAUUCUAGACUCCGUCAUCCCUCAGCUUCUCUCCGAUAAGCGGAAACGCUUUAUUUACGUGGAAACGGCUUUUUUCUGGCGUUGGUGGGAGCAACAGACGGAGGCGUUGCGAAGGGACGUCACCGACCUCGUACAGGAAGGUCGUCUGGAGUUUAUAAACGGCGGCUGGUCUAUGAACGACGAGGCCGCCGCGCACUAUAGCGCCGUCAUCGACCAGAUGACGCUGGGGCUGCAGUUUCUUCGGUUGAGGUUCGGGGAAUGCGGGAGGCCGCGUGUCGCCUGGCACAUCGAUCCCUUCGGGCACUCGCGGGAGCAGGCCUCCUUGUUUGCACAGAUGGGGUACGAUGGCUUUUUUUUUGGCCGACUGGAUUACCAGGAUAAAGAAAACAGAGAGAAAACCAAACAGAUGGAAAUGAUCUGGCGGGGAAGCGAUGACCUGAGCCCACCAAUGGCGGAUCUGUUCACGGGCGCUCUCCCUAAUGGUUAUAACCCACCGCAAGGAUUUUGCUGGGAUUUGCUUUGCGCCGACUCCCCGGUUAUGGACGACCCGCGGCUGGAGGAUUACAACGCGGACUCCGUCCUGAAAAACUUCCUGAAAGCUGUGGCUGAUCAGGCCCAACAUUAUCGCUCCAACCAUCUCAUCAUGACCAUGGGGUCUGAUUUCCACUAUGAGAACGCCAACCUAUGGUACAAAAACAUGGAUAAACUGAUCGCGUUGGUCAAUGCCCAGCAAACAAACGGCAGCAAAGUGAAUGUCAUUUACUCCACUCCAAGCUGUUACCUGAACGCCCUGCACCGAGCCAAUCUCACCUGGCCCAUGAAGAUGGACGACUUUUUCCCGUAUGCCGACGGACCCCACAUGUUCUGGACCGGCUACUUCACCAGCCGACCGACUUUCAAACGCUACGAGAGGUUAAGCAACAACUUCCUGCAGGUCUGUAACCAGCUGGAGGCUUUAACAGGAAUGGCAGCUCGGUUUGGGCCCUAUGGUUCUAGCAACAGCUCUGUACUGAGACGUGCUAUGGGAGUUGCUCAGCAUCAUGAUGCCGUUACUGGGACGGCAAAACAACAUGUGAACGAUGAUUACGCCCGGCGUCUGUCUCAGGGGUGGGACGCCUGCCAGGUUGUUAUCAGUAAUGCUCUCUCCAGUCUGACGGGGUCCAAGGAGAACUUUGUCUUCUGCAAUUUAUUAAAUAUCAGUGUGUGUCAGCUCUCCGAGACAUCGAAAACUUUUUCAGUCUACGUGUACAACCCUCUGGGACGCGGCGUCGCGUGGACUGUCCGGCUACCUGUCAGCGGUCUCAAGUACUCGGUCCUUGGCCCAUCCGGGAAGCCCCUGCCGAAUGAGGUGGUGCCUGUGUCUGAAUUCACAAAGGAUGUGCGCCGGGAGAAGGGGCGAGCCGCGCAAGAACUCAUCUUCCAGACGCAGAUACCCCCUGUGGGCUUCAGCAAGUUUGUUGUAAAGAAAUUAUCUACGCAGGGGCUGUUCUUUAAGGAGAAGAAACGCGAGCCACGGCCCACCAGUAUCCAGAACGAGUAUUACAGAGUGGAUUUCAGUCCUGAAACCGGUCUAAUUACUGGGAUUCACAAUCUGGAGAAAAGGAUGUCGUUGCCGUUAAAGCACGGAUUUUACUGGUAUAAUGCAAGCAUAGGUAAUGACGACAGCGGACAGGUGUCUGGAGCGUAUAUCUUCAGACCAAAUCUCUCAGAGGCUCUGCCUUUAACAACGAAGGUCCACACUUAUGCUGUUAAGAACUCCCUGGUGGAGGAAGUCUAUCAGAACUUCUCUUCUUGGUGCUCCCAAGUGGUGCGAUUAUACAAAGGCCAGCGCUUCGUGGAGCUGGAAUGGACUGUUGGGCCGAUACCCAUGGGGGAUCGCUGGGGUAAGGAGGUGAUCAGCCGCUUCGACUCCCAGCUGAAGACUGAAGGAGUGUUUUAUACCGACGCCAACGGGAGACAGAUCAUGAAGAGGACGAGAGACGGCCGGGAGACGUGGAAAUUUCAGCAGACGGAACCCGUGGCUGGAAACUAUUAUCCGGUGAAUAGCCGGAUUUAUAUCCAGGAUGAAAAAGCUCAGUUGACGGUUUUAACCGAUCGAUCUCAGGGAGGAUCCAGUAUCGGGGACGGAUCUGUGGAGCUGAUGGUUCACCGGCGCCUCCUGCAGGACGAUGCCAGGGGUGUGGGAGAGCCGCUCUUCGAGCCCGGGGAGUACGGAGACGGGAUUGUCGUACGAGGAAGACAUCUGUUGUUGCUGGACUCUCCUGGCGACGCAGCAGAACAGCACAGACCGCUGGCGAUGCAGGAAUACCUGUCGCCCCAGAUUAUCCUCUCCGCCGGCGACAGCGCCCCCUACAGUCACGGCGGAGACCCCCAGACGCAGUUUUCGGCUCUGCGGAAGGAACUGCCCCUGAACGCUCACCUCCUGACCCUCGCUCUGCAUGAGCCCACAAAAGUCCUCCUGCGAUUAGAACAUCCGUUCCAGGGGCGCGAGAGCGACAAUUAUUCUCAGCCCAUCUCCGUUAACCUGAAGACGCUGUUUUCCUCCCUGUCUUUGUCGGACUUCGAGGAGACGACGCUGGCCGCUAACCUGGAGAAAAGCAAACUGAAGCGUCUGCGCUGGAGAUCGGAGACGAGUACCCCCGUCACCUCGGACGCUUCCGCUCCUCCCCUGGAUCCUUCCGACGUUACCCUGAACCCCAUGGAGAUCCGCACCUUCUUGGCCACCAUCAAGCAUAGCAAACAGCCUGCGUGGGACGCUCGGUAACAAUCUUUUGGGGGGGGCCCAAGCUAUUCCCUCCCCCCCCCCUCGGACCAUCCGUCCUGCCAGCGGUGCCAUUGAAUGCUUUACCCGAUGAUUUUCAUUAAAAACCAAAGUUGUCUUAAGACCAAAUAAUAGAA
Messenger RNA from Spea bombifrons (plains spadefoot toad), 3113 nucleotides. RefSeq names its product mannosidase alpha class 2B member 1 (gene MAN2B1). Lineage: Eukaryota; Metazoa; Chordata; Amphibia; Anura; Pelobatidae. Gene Ontology annotation, cellular component: lysosome. Gene Ontology annotation, biological process: mannose metabolic process. The transcript is spliced from 24 exons. Bases 1 to 2979 code for a protein of 992 amino acids. Gene Ontology annotation, molecular function: carbohydrate binding; alpha-mannosidase activity. The record is from RefSeq and is a predicted model, not a curated record.